Messenger RNA from Osmerus eperlanus (European smelt), 3653 nucleotides. RefSeq lists its product as uncharacterized. Bases 327 to 2213 code for a protein of 628 amino acids. The record is from RefSeq and is a predicted model, not a curated record. NCBI's taxonomy places the organism in Eukaryota, Metazoa, Chordata, Actinopteri, Osmeriformes, Osmeridae. The transcript has 7 exons.
AGAGAGUGAAGUUAAGGGUCUUCAUUUCACACAGUGUGACUGUCCUCUACGUGGCUCCUGCUCGUUGAGUCUCGUUAUCCAGGGCAUUAGGAGGGCGACAGGCCAUGUACAAAGUACCAGGCCAGGGGAGAUAGUGCUGCUCAUAGCCUCUCAUAGAGAAGAGAAAACCGAAAACUGUCCAUGUUUUCACCAACCCUCUCGUGUGUGUGCUGACAGAUCAUCGGGCAUUUAUCAAUCUGUGUUGUUUACUUCGUCAACUUAAAAAAAAAAAACCUUCGUCUAUCCCUUCAUAUCUGCUACCUCCUUAAUUUCUGCUAUUUUUCGCGAUGGGGUGCUCUUCGUCCAGCGCGCAGACAGUUGACCAGGAGAAGAGACCAGGAACCAAGCACGAGGAGAGCAACGGAGACACCACAUUCCUUGUCAAAAAUGGCAUCGUUGCAGAGGACACAGAGACCAUUGCGGACCAGAUGCAGCUACCGGUGCAGAGUGCCCUGCUAGACGACUUCCAGCCUGGGACCUAUGAAGAAGCUGAGCUGGUGGCCAUAGCCCAGGAGGCAGACGAGAGCCUGGGGCUGGAAGUCGAGGAGGAGACCUUGGCUGUGGUGAUCUCAGAGGCAGAGCCAGAGAGCUUCGCCCCAGUGGCCCCAGCUGAAGUUUCUGCUCCAGUUGAGGCUGCUGUGCCAGUGGAUGUGGCUGCAGUAGAGGCCUCCCCUGCCCCAGUGGAGGCUGCUGCUCCCCCUGCAGCGAGCGAACCAGCCCCGGAGGCAGAGGCAGCUUCGGCUCCUGUGGCUAUAGAGGAGACCUCAGCCCCUGAGCCCCAGCCUCCAGCUGUGGAGGAGACCCAAGAAGCCAUGGAGGUUGCACCACUAGCAGACGCCCCUAGUGCCCUGGAGGUGGUGGUGCCCCCUGCAGCAGUUGUGGAGCCAGUGAAGGAGGCUGUGGAGUCUGCUGCCCCAACUCCAGCAGCAGCAGAACCAGCCCCAGCAGUGGCAGAACCAGCCCCCGCAGUGGCAGAACCAGCUCCAGCAGUAGCAGAACCAGCCCCAGCAGUGGCAGAACCAGCUCCAGCAGUUGCAGAGCCAGCUCCAGCAGUAGCAGAGUCAGCCCCAGCAGUGGCAGAACCAGCUCCAGCAGUGGCAGAACCAGCUCCAGCAGUAGCAGACCCAGCCCCAGCAGUGGCAGAACCAGCUCCAGCAGUGGCAGAACCAGCUCCAGCAGUAGCAGACCCAGCCCCAGCAGUGGCAGAACCAUCUCCAGCUCCAGCAGUAGCAGAGCCAGCCCCAGCAGUGGAAGAACCAGCCCCAGCAGUGGCAGAACCAUCUCCAGCUCCAGCAGUAGCAGAGCCAGCCCCAACAGUGGCAGAACCAUCUCCAGCUCCAGCAGUAGCAGAGCCAUCCCCAGCAGUGGAAGAACCAGCCCCAGCAGUGGCAGAACCAUCUCCAGCUCCCGCAGUAGCAGAGCCAGCCCCAGCAGUGGCAGAACCAGCUCCAGCAGUAGCAGAGCCAGCCCCAGCAGUGGCAGAACCAGCUCCAGCAGUGGCAGAACCAUCUCCAGCUCCAGCAGCAGCAGAACCAGCCCCAGCAGCAGCCCCCUGUGCACCAGUCGAGGGUUCCCCAGCUCCAGUCUCAGUUGUUGCUCCUGCCCCAGAACCUACCCCGGUCCCCGCUUCAGCUCCUGAACCUGCUGUUGUUCCUGCCCCUGAACCUACCCCUGUUCCAGUUGUUGCCCCUGAACCUGUUGUUGUCCCUGCUCCUGCCCCUGAACCUACCCCAGUUCCUGCUCCUACCCCUGUUGCUGUUGUUGCCCCUGAACCUACCCCGGUCCCUGCCCCUGAACCUACCCCGGUCCCUGCCCCUGAACCUGUUGUUGCCCCUGAACCUACCCCGGUCCCUGCCCCUGAACCUGUUGUUGCCCCUGAACCUACCCCGGUCCCUGCCCCUGAACCUACCCCGGUCCUUGCUACGGCCCCUGUUCCAGUUGUGGCCCCUGCUCCUGAACUUGCCCCAGUUGCUGUUCUGGAACCUGCUGUUGCUCCUGCACCUUCUCCAGUUGUGGUUCCUGCUCCUACACCUGCUAUUACCCCUGCUUCUGCCCCUGCUCCAGUCAUUACCCCUGCUUUUGUGCUCCAAGCUGGAGUGAAUGUGUUGGAGACAGUGGCGGCGCAGGCAGCUGCAGUGGUCCUACAGGAAGCACAGAAGGCCAAAAAGGACUAGAGGUCCUCACCCCAACAUGAAGAGGCCUCUGCGCCAAGUGAAAAGAAAAUGAUGAAUAUAUGAGUAAAUAAUGCACAAACCCAAAGAUGCACGAGAAACGGCUACUGGAAAACAAACACACACUUUUACUGUAAAAGCACACACGCACACACACACACACACAUGCCUACCAAGCUGCAGACCAGCUCCAUUCGAUUUUUACUGUGAGUUCUUACACCAGGAUGCCUUCAUAACCUGUUCUUCCAGAAAGAUCACACUGUUUCCUCCAUUUGUACAUAUAAUAUUUCUCACUCCUGGUACUGGCAUUGUUACUGAAAGAAGUGCCUUGAGCCGCGCAGCUCCCUCAAACAGACUGUUUGCUGCUGUGCUGAAGCAGGAUGAUGCACGACGAUGGAUACCAGAGCAGAACUGGGAACAGACUACAGGACAACACUGUCACUUUCUAAACAACAGGGUGGAGUCGCCGUGGUGCGGACCAGCUUCGCGUGGAAAGGCUACAUAGAUUCAUUACUACUUAACUAGCUGCUCCAAUGAUGAGGAAUACAAGCCAAACAUAUUAUAACAACUGUGAAUGCAAAUACAUGUUCUGUUAGCCUAGCGCGCUCAACCAGGCGAAGGAAGAUGGACUCUCACCACACCCUUUCCAUGGUAAUCUCGCUAAUGAUGAAUUCAAAAAGGGUUGACGAGUACAUGUAGGUAUGUGAAUACUAAAGGUUUAACUGUAGAGCAGAGUGUUGAUAUACGAUGGGAUGAGUUUGUGUGCUGCGUGCAUGUCAGGGCUUCUCUUUCCUGUCACCUUGUUUAUAUGAGUUGGUCACAACAUUAAAAAGCUAUUAUGAAUGGAAGUUACUCUGUUUAGGUGACCAUCUACGCUAAGGAAACUGUACAUUGUACCAAAUCUAGACUGUGAGUGAGGCUGGUGUGGAGGAGGUUAUGUGUUGUAAAUCAAAUAUUACAGGAGUCAGUGAUUCUGUUGUUUCAUCCAGAGGACAUGGAUCAAAGUCAAGUAAGCUUCCAUUAGCGGAUCCAUUAACUCUUAUCCUCUUGUUCCUUCAGGCUUUACAACAUAACACACCAACACUGGGUUUGUGGUGCACCUCCUACAGAAACUGAUCCUUUUAACCCUAAACAUAACAGAAUGAAGACCAUUAUAAAAUGGCUUAGGGAAUUUUACAUGUUCAGACUCCAGUGUCUGGUCUUUUCACAGUUUUGAAGGCUCAGUCUCAUCUCAUACCAUGGUUGUGAAAGACUGUGCCUGCCUGUCUAAUGUUGGUUCGUGUGAUGACGAUGGGUAGCGGGAUCAAAUGUUUUCCAUGUUCUUUUUUCUAUGCAAGGCCCAGAAACGAUCACUCUUCUGUAAUAUGUUAUUUCUGAGCUGUGUAUGUGAUGCGCUAAUGUUUUAGUGUACAGUCCAAAUAAAGUCUUGCUUACUAAUACUCA